AUGCCGUACGUGGAUUUAGUCGCAGUUGGUGACCGCGUCCGCGUCUCAACACCGGUGUCCGCAGAGAACAAUGGGUACAUUGAGGAAUGCCUCCCCCGCGAAACCCAGUUUGGACGUAUCCGCAUGGACGGUUGGCGGCAAGUCAUCGUCGCUAACCUUGAGAUGUUGCUCAUCAUUUUUGCUGCCCGGCAUCCGACGCUCAAACUGCGGAUGCUUGAUCGGUUCCUCGUUACAGCAGAGGCAUCUGAUGUUGAACCCGUUAUCUGUAUCAACAAAAUGGAUUUGGCAAAAUUGGAGAAUGUACAGCGCGAACUGAAAUUAUAUGAAGAAUUAGGUUAUAAAGUGGUUUAUACUAGUAUCGUUACGGGUCUCGGUGUUGAUGGAUUACGGGAAGUGAUGCAGGAUAAGAUUUCAGCGAUUGUAGGUUCAUCAGGGGUUGGAAAGUCAUCUCUCCUGAAUGCAUUGCAACCAGGGCUCCAAUUGCGCACAGGUGAGGUGGACACGCGUGUCCACAAAGGACGGCAUACGACAACGGAAGUCAUGCUGUUACCGCUUGCGUUCGGUGGGUUUGUAGCGGAUACACCCGGCAUUCGGACACUUGGUUUGCUUGAAGUUGAUGAUGAACAGGGAAUGGAUAUCCAUUUUCCUGAGAUGCGACCUUAUAUUCCAGACUGCAAAUUUGCCGCGUGUACGCACCAACACGAACCCGCAUGUGCUGUCAAGUGGGCAGUUGAAACUGGUAAUAUCAAUCCACUCCGAUAUGAGAGUUACCUCCGGAUCUCUGGAUUCAAGGAAGGGAGAUAUGAACGAAACACAGAUAAGAGAAGAGCGGAGCGAAACCCGAGACGACGCAAACGCUGA
Geodia barretti is the source of this 861-nucleotide messenger RNA. Lineage: Eukaryota; Metazoa; Porifera; Demospongiae; Tetractinellida; Geodiidae. The record is from the annotation of a GenBank genome assembly.